Molecule: messenger RNA, 1259 nt
Organism: Rhodamnia argentea
Lineage: Eukaryota; Viridiplantae; Streptophyta; Magnoliopsida; Myrtales; Myrtaceae
Product: ribosome biogenesis protein BRX1 homolog 1
Exons: 9
Coding region: 93-1043 (316 amino acids)
Biological process (GO): rRNA processing; ribosomal large subunit assembly
Cellular component (GO): nucleolus
Molecular function (GO): rRNA binding
Source: RefSeq, a predicted model, not a curated record
CAAUCGCAUCUCGCCGAGGGUUUUGCGAGGGUUUUUCAUUAGUCUCUUCAUUUGUCCUCCGAAUAGCUACUCAAUAUUGUGAUCGAGAAGCGAUGGGGAAAAAGCGAAAGCAUAGAGAAGCUGAAUCUGAUACUAACGGGUCAGAGGCGAAUAAAGAGGAUGCUGCAUCGGAGAGACCUAAACGGACACUCCUCGGUUGGAAGGAGAAGCCGAAAGAGAAUGAAGAUAACGCUACUCCUGGUUUCAGGAACAAAGAGAAAGUACUCGUCACGUGCUCUCGUCGCAUCAAUUUCAGGUAUCGGCAUUUGAUGUUGAAUGUGGUGUCGCUUUUGCCACAUUGUAAGAAGGACAAUAAGGUCGAGUCCAAGGAAACUAAAGGUGCCACUCUCAACGAGCUUGUUGAGCUCAGGAAUUGUUCCUCUUGCCUGUUUUUUGAGUGCAGGAAACACUUGGAUCUCUAUCUGUGGAUGGCAAAGUGCCCAAAUGGUCCAUCCGUGAAAUUUUUAGUAAAUGCUGUGCACACUAUGGAAGAACUGAAGCUUACUGGGAACCAUUUGAAAGGUUCACGUCCCCUUCUAACUUUCUCGGCCAAUUUCAGUAAGGAUGCCCAUUGGAUGCUUCUGAAGGAGAUGCUCAUUCAGAUUUUUGGAAUUCCAAAGGGACAUCAGAAAUCUAAGCCAUAUCAUGAUCAUGUCUUUGCCUUCUCAAUUGUCGAUGAUCAUAUAUGGUUCCGAAACUACCAGAUAGCUGUUCCCCACAACGAAUCGGAUAAGGUGUCUCGAGGGAGCUUGGAAAAAAUGACUCUUGUUGAGGUUGGCCCAAGAUUUUGUUUGAAUCCGAUCAAGAUAUUCGGUGGUAGCUUUGGAGGCCCUACGUUGUACGAAAAUCCAUUUUACGUAUCACCAAACCAGAUUCGAGCAUUGCAGAAAAAGCAGAAGACAGGCAAGUAUGCCAAGAAGGUCAAGGCGAAAACAAGAAGAAAGAUGCAUGAGCUAUCAAAUCCACUGGAGCCUGAUGAAUUUGCUGAUAUGUGGAAAGAGUAAACUAUACGCUCCUUUCAUCUUUGAAUCAAAGGGAAAAGAGAGAACUUAUUAUCUUGUAGUCAUCAUGAAGUGACGGAAUCUUAUCUGUCGUGAUUUUGUAGUUUUGGCAGUUCAGUUUUGGGAAAGCUGUAUCAGAGUUUUUUCUUUCCAAUGCCAGUUGCAUUGUCACUGUAGCAGAUCGUUUCAAUGCACUAACAUGUGAAAUGAGGGGAGUUU